UUUAACGGGAGACUGAGCUCCUCCCCAGACCUGAUCAUCUGAUUCAUUGUUGUCCCCUUUUCACUAUACAUACGAUGCCGACGGCCAAGGAUAACCGACGAUCAGGAACAGAGGAUCGGAACAGAAGAUUGAAGGUGACGAGACUAUCGUCCUCAUUUAAUUCAGAGAAGCUACCACGGCCGAGGGCCGUGUCCGGUCUCCUCUGCGCAGUCUCCGGUAACGUUAAUUCGGCAUUCACCGAUAAUGAACGACCAAAGCUGACAAAAUUGUUGAUGAAUGUAACGAUUCGGGGGACCGUUGGGGCCGUGCAUGUGGUGAUAUCACCGGAAUUAACUGUUGGCGAUCUGAUCGUCGCAGUUCUCAGGCAAUACAUGAAAGAGGGCAGGCGAGUGACAAUUCCGUCUUGUGAUCCUGACGGGUUCAAUCUUCAUUAUUCUCAAUUUAUUCUAGAAAGUUUGGAUAAGAAGGAGAAGCUGAUAAAAGUAGGAUCCAGGAAUUUCUUUCUUUGCCCUAAAAAUCAUUCGACGGAAUCUGUUGAUGUUCCUCCCUUGAUCAAGUUGAAUGCAACGAUGGCAUCUCCGCCGCCGCCGCCGCCUACCUGCGGCAAGGAAGCAGAUUAUAAAGUGGUGAGGACAUUAUUUGCUCCAUGCUGGCUAAAGUUCAUUAAUUUCUUGUUUUAGAUU
Molecule: messenger RNA, 683 nt
Organism: Impatiens glandulifera
Lineage: Eukaryota; Viridiplantae; Streptophyta; Magnoliopsida; Ericales; Balsaminaceae
Exons: 2
Coding region: 75-680 (201 amino acids)
Source: RefSeq, a predicted model, not a curated record